AUUAGAAACUUGUCAUGGAACACCACAGAUGAUAGUCUGCGAACUCGUUUCAGCGACUAUGGCAACAUCCUGGAUUCGGCAAUUAUGCGAGAUCGAGACACCGGUCGCUCACGGGGCUUUGGAUUUGUGACAUUUAGCAGUUCGACGAAAGCCAGCAAUGCAAUUGGUGCUAUGAACGAACAAAAUAUUGAUGGAAACCAAGUCAAGGUCAACAUGGCUAGUGCCCGUCCUACUGGCAACAGUGGUGGUGGCUAUGGAGGAGGUGGCUACGGCAAGGGAUAUGGACAGGGAGGAUACAGCGGUGGUUAUUCAAAUGGAGGAUAUGGUGGAGGUGGAAGCAUCUAA
Messenger RNA from Fusarium redolens, 345 nucleotides. RefSeq lists its product as uncharacterized. The transcript has 4 exons. NCBI's taxonomy places the organism in Eukaryota, Fungi, Ascomycota, Sordariomycetes, Hypocreales, Nectriaceae. Gene Ontology annotation, molecular function: RNA binding. The annotation marks the transcript as partial. The record is from RefSeq and is a predicted model, not a curated record.